Pimephales promelas (fathead minnow) is the source of this 1805-nucleotide messenger RNA. Lineage: Eukaryota; Metazoa; Chordata; Actinopteri; Cypriniformes; Leuciscidae. The record is from RefSeq and is a predicted model, not a curated record.
UGGAAGCAUGUGGAACAGAUGCGGUUUGACUCCAGAUAAAGCUUUAAUGUGUCCAACAAGAUUCAUUCUGAUGCUCACUAUUACAUUAUCAUUGUCUACUAUGGCUUAUAUCUAUUUCUCUCUCAAGCAAGUUACACACCAUCACAAAAUGGCCUAUACUGAGGGCUUGUCUGGCAAACUUUUUUUCUGGAAAAUCAAGCAAACACCUACAGCUCUGAACAAACCCACUGCAUCCAUUAGCACCAAACCCAUUUCAGUGCAUUAUCAUAUCGCUCAUCCAAGCAACUAUCAUUACAUUCUGGAUGAACCUGAUAAAUGUCAGCAGAGUCCGUUCCUGGUCUUGAUGGUCCCUGUGGCGCCCCAUCAGGUAGAAGCUCGAAACGCCAUCCGGAGCACAUGGGGGAAUGAGAGCACAGUCCAAGGAAACGCAGUGAUGACUCUCUUCUUGGUGGGUUUGACUGGAGGAUCCGACUCUGAAAAAGUUCAACAGCAGCUGGAGGAAGAGAGCCGACAACACAGAGACUUACUGCAGAGCAACUUUGUGGACUCGUACUUCAACCUGACCAUAAAGACGAUGGUGAUCAUGGACUGGUUGGCCACUCGUUGCCCUCAAGCCAAUUUCAGUAUGAAGGUCGAUUCUGACAUGUACUUAAACAUGGAAAACUUGAUGACUCUUCUAUUGGCACCCAACACCCCCCGACAGAACUACAUCACUGGUUUUUUGAUGUUGAACCAGCAUGUCAUUAGAAACAAAAAAUCUAAAUAUUACGUCACAGAGGAGCUAUACCCCGAAACGAAAUACCCCACAUAUGUGCUGGGAGUAGGAUAUGUUUUCUCCAAUGACCUUCCCAAAAAAAUAGUUGAGGCUUCAAAGGACGUUAAGCCCUUUAACAUAGAGGACGCAUAUGUAGGCACUUGUCUAAAAUGGUUGGGCAUUAAACCCUCACGUGCACCAGAUCCUUCUCAGUUUCGGACUUUUAUGAAGGAUUCUAAAACUCACAACCUUUCCAAGGUCAUUACAACAAUUGCGAGGUCACCGAAGCAGAUAAUAGAGUUCUGGCAAAGUGUUGUAAAAAAUAUCCCACUGACAUUUUUGUCUUGAUAAAUUUUAUUUACAAAUUAUAAACAUGCACAAUUUAAAGUGGUGAAUUCAAGUCAUUACGUGUUGCAAUGUCAAGGUAUUUUUGUAUAAAUUUACAUAAAAGGGGCCGUAUCCACAAACAAUUUUAUCUUGCCACCAAUUUCCGUGAACCAAUUGAUCCAGAACAGUUCUGGAUUUUGGCGUUUGUUUGUACGGUGGCUCUGAAUUGUCAAAACACCAUUCAAAAUACUUGCUACGGAUGCAAAAUACGCAGACAAUUGAACCCGAUCCUAAUUUUUAUGAUGGACAAAGAAGUUUCGGAGUUAGGUGUGUAAACGUAAUUGACGUAGGCUAUUUAUUUUUUAUUGUGCAAACAUUUUGGAUGAGAAUUUCAGACACAGUGUGCAGACAUCAGGUUAAUUUUUCUGCAUUGUUCGCAUGCAUUUUAAGAGGUGUUAUGACAAAUCAGAGACACUGAAUGACGAAUACAAAAAAAAAAAAAACAUGAUGCAAGGACUUUGCCAGGACACUGCCCAGAUGUGGGGCAACUGCACAAUGUUGCCCUGAGGCGACGAACAAAAAACAAAACAAAAAAACAACAACAACACAGUUUUAGUAUAUACAAACAAAAUAAAUCUUUAAACAAUCAAACAUACUUAUUUACAUACUGAUGCACAUGCAUAUAAUUUUAAUAUGAGGUUAUUUAAAGGGGUCAUAUAAUGCC